Messenger RNA from Hevea brasiliensis (rubber tree), 1266 nucleotides. RefSeq lists its product as uncharacterized. Bases 1 to 1266 code for a protein of 421 amino acids. The record is from RefSeq and is a predicted model, not a curated record. Lineage: Eukaryota; Viridiplantae; Streptophyta; Magnoliopsida; Malpighiales; Euphorbiaceae. The transcript has 2 exons.
AUGCAGAUCGAUAAUGGUGGAAAUGAUAUCUUCCAUUUGCACAACUCUGAUUAUCCGGGCAUGAUGCUUGUAAGUUCACCUCUCACAGGAAGAAAUUACUUGUCAUGGAGUAGAUCCAUGGUACUGGCUCUGAGAGCCAAAGAUAAGCUGGGUUUUGUAGAUGGGAGCUAUGAAGUUCCUGCUACAGAUGCUACAACUCUGGAUAAAUGGAAGAAAGUAGAUAGCAUGGUCACCUCAUGGAUACUCAACUCACUCUCAAAAGAAUUGGUGGAUGCCUUCAUCUAUGCAACCUCUUCUAAGAACCUGUGGGAAGAGAUUAAAGAGAGAUUUGGAGAAAGUAAUGGACCUCUCCUAUACCAGCUUAAAAGAGAGAUAAGUACUCUAACUCAAGAUAAUGCAUCUGUUUUAGUAUAUUUCACUAAACUUAAAAAAUUAUGGGAUGAAUUGGCUUGUCUUAAGCCUUUGCUAGUAUGUGAAUGUGGUACAGCCAAACAAAUGGAAGAAAUAAAUAGUGAAGAUAAACUUAUGCAAUUUUUAAUGGGAUUAAAUGAGACUUACGACCAUGUCAGAAACCAGAUCCUUCUAAUGGAUCCAUUGCCAAGUGUAAACAAGGCCUAUUCUAUGAUACUUAGAGUAGAAAAGCAGAGGGAAAUUCAUGUUGAUGCUGAGAAUUUUAAUACAGCAAUGGCAGUCAAGGGGCAAUUUCAGAAAGAUAAAUUUCAAGGCAAGAAAAAGGAGUUUAGGAAGAAAGAAACCAGAACAUGUGAUCAUUGCAAUGCCAGUGGUCAUACUAGAGACACAUGCUUCAAGCUACAUGGGUAUCCAGAAUGGUUUACUGAAUUAAAACAGAAAAAGGGCAAGGCUAAGCAAAACACAGUAGCUAAUGUGUAUGAGGAGAUACCUGAAUGCAAAGGCAAGACAGAUCACAAGAAUGAAGAAACAGGAGUUGAUUGGGCAAGCAUAGUCCAGCUUGAAAUUGCCAAAUACAUGCAGAAUCAGAAUCUUGUAACAAAUGAGGCAAGCUGUGUUAAUUUCACAGGCUUUGCAGGUAAGAAUCCAACUUACUACUCUACUAGCAGACAUGGUAAGAAUAGUGGUUUAUGGAUAGUUGAUUCAGGAGCAUCAACUCAUAUGUGUCAUGAUUUUUCCCUUUUCCAAAAACCUGUGAAAUUAAACAAUCACUGUCUUGUUACUUUGCCUGAUGGAAACACCAAACCAGUCAAAUACAGUGGAAACAUCAUGAUAAACCCAUACCUGACCCAGUGA